Messenger RNA from Staurois parvus, 348 nucleotides. The record is from the annotation of a GenBank genome assembly. NCBI's taxonomy places the organism in Eukaryota, Metazoa, Chordata, Amphibia, Anura, Ranidae.
ACAAAAAAAUGGACACACCAGCAGUGUGAGGAGGACCUGAAAGUGGCACAUGGCAGAGUGUGGCGAUGGAGACAGCAGCAAUGGGAGGCCGUACAGGGACCCAUGAGAGACUCUGGACUUGGCAGCAGCAUGAGGAGGCGGUAUAUAGGGGCCCAUGGCAGAUUAGGGGCCUGGCAGCAGCUAUGGGAGGCCCGUAAUCUGCCAGCACCCUAUGAAAAAAAUGGAACACACCAGCAGUUGUGUGAGGAGACCUGAAAGUGGCACAUGGCAGAGUGUGGCGAUGGAGACAGCAGCAAUGGGAGGCCGUACAGGGACCCAUGAGAGACUCUGGACCUGGCAGCAGCAUGA